AUGUCUAAGGAUUCCAAAGCUCGUCGCGAGCGGAAAGUCUUAUCCAAGUUGGGCCUUGAAGAGAAGCUCUCGAAACUUGGCAUCGAAGAGAAGCAUGAAUAUCUCCAGAAUUACCUCCCAUUAUACCGCAAGUUAUCUGGAGCUGUGAUCCCACCACUUCAAUCAUCAUUGGCGUACAUCAAUGGAGGUUGUUUCCCAGAUGGCGACAGCAGCGAUGGACUGGCCGAUCCAGAUAAGUUCAUUGAUGCUGAGGAUGGUGGAGACGAGCUGAAAAAGAGGGAUAUCUCAAUUGCGGAUGACGAGGACAAUUACGAUGCUGCCCAGCCAUUGGGCGAAGACCAUGCCUCCAAUCUGUUCCUUAACACAUUGACCAUGGCAAACGUGUAUGCUGGUGUUGGAUCCCUCAAGAACUUGAAAAAUCUCAUCGGCGACAUUUCCAAUCCGAGCUGGCUCGAUCACAAGGGAGGUCGCCUCAUUGGAUACUCGAUGCUUAGCAGCAGUGAGUCCGAAGAUGAGUCCGAAGACGAAAAGCCUGAGUCCGACGUUGACUCAAAGUACAAGCUUGAGGAGACCAGACCGUCAAAGUCCCAGUCUCCAGAGAAAACAGCCUCACCAACAAAAACACUGUCCAGCACACAUGUGCCUACAAAGACUUCAGGGACCACGACCCUGCCCACCGCAUCAAGCACAAUGCUGCAAACAGCAGCUCCCACACAAUCGGAUGCAGAAUCUGAGGAUAUGGUAAGCGGUGCAACUCCCAGUGCCAGUAACCCGCUUGUCCUCGAUCGUGUGCUCACCCUUGACACUUCUCCUAAAGACUCCAAUGAGGCUUUUGAAGCUGGUUUGGAACCCGAGGUCCCUGUGGAUGGUACUCUUGGGCCCGAGGUGGCCGACUCUUCGUUCAAAAUCCCACCCAAAGAAGAGUGGUCUGCAUGGCAGCAUUCUGUCAUGGAGAACAUGAACAUCACACCGCUAAAGGAAGUGGUUUUGAUCAAGUUUAAAGACAAAAAAUCAGCAGAUACCGAAUCAGAGAAAAAUGCGAGGCAGCGGUUGACAUGGCUUCUAGGUACAAGGUCACAAGAUGCCUUUGACUUGAACAACACAGACAUAUUCCACGCUAACUUCGAUGCAUGGCUUAUCAAGGAUGUACUUUUGCAAGGACAAGCGUUCCUUACAAGAGACGCUUUCUGCUUCUACUCAUUACUACCUGGUACAACAGAUCACAAUCCUAAUCAACAGGAAAAUCCAGACUUGACCCUCUUCCAAGGCACGCUUGGAAUGAAGGUCGGCGAGGGUAUUCUUUUGUCAAACACGCAUAGAUUCUGGGCAGUGCUCAGACCCGAGACAUUGAGUCUCUACACAUCUCCAACGGAUAUGUAUUUCCCUGACAAGGUUGUUGAUCUCCGCAAUGCGCUUUACUGUGAGCUCUCAAGGGAGCCUCCGAACCCAACUAGUCCACCUGGCGGAACCUCUGACGGCUUGGCCUCUCCAAGAAGCAGAAUCUCCAGUGCUCGCGACUCAUCCUACCUCUCGACCAACAGCAGCAUGCCAACUUCCCAGCCAGAAUCAGAGACCUCAAGUAUCAACGAGGCUGACUUGGAGGAAGCCACCGAGGAAAUGUCGACAGGGGUUUGGUUCAAAGUCGUUUGUACCAAAAAGACUUAUCGGUUCCAAACCGGAAGCUUGUUUGCGGCACGUCACUGGUACAACAGCAUCACUAAGGCCAUUUUUCAACUCCAUAAUUGUAAUGCCCGCAGGGAAGUGUUGCACAAGAUCCCGUUUGAUCAAGUCGUUGAAUUCCAAAAGAACUUUGUUUUGGCGGACUCAGGGGGAGAUGCUACUGAGGAUAACGAAACUCCUGUAUCAUUCUCGGUGAAGUAUCUUUCGCCUCAUGAACAACAAGGUUCUAAGUUGAUGCGUAAGAUCCACAAUACAAACCCAUCACCUUAUGAAACCAUUCAUUUUGUGUUGUUUCAUAUGGGCAAUGAUUUUGUUGAAAUGUUCAGCCGCUUGCAUGAGGAAUUCCAGGCUCAAAAACAUACACUCAAUUUAAAUCAACGCAUGAAACGCAGAGCCAAAAAGGUGUUUCAUGAUGAUACAUCCGAUGAAGAACUGCGAUCCACAGUUUUCACGACACUUCAGCCUGAAUUUGCGUCUGGUGUUUCACUUGUCGAUAGAGUUGCUAAGGUUAACGAGCACAUCAUUCAGCAUAGGAUGAACGAGCAAUCGCAUUCCAGCUUUGUUUCUGAUGAAGAAAUCUCAGCUUGCGAAGGUAACGAACGUAUACGAAGCAUGGCAAAGCUUCUUGGCAUCAACAAACAAGUCUUUUCGAGACACGGUUCGGAACAAAGCAGUACCUCGAGUCUACGAACCCCACCAACCAUUUCAUCUGUCUGGGGAGAUGCCGACAAGGUGCCUCCAGAGAUGAACCCCAUUCUGGAUGACGGUGUGAUUCUUCAGUUUCCCAAGCCAUUCUCGCUCAGUACUUUGAAAAAUCUCAAGUUGAACAUGAUCACAACCAAGAGAAAUUUUAACGAUGUUGAACAACGAUUGCUUGCCAUCACUCAGUCAAGAAAGAGACCCUACUCGCAUAGCGUGGGUGAGCUCUCGGUGACGGAUUCGUAUAAGGAUUUCACCGAUAGCUUUUCUGACCCUGAUGACGGCACUGGAGCGAAGCAUAAAGAUGAGACUAACAAGAAAAGUAAAUUUGGGUCCCUUAAGAAGAAGAUCAAGACUGUAUCUAGCAUGGGCGGUGUUUGGUCAGCACAUCCAGACCAUUACGUCAAGUUUGAUGAUGACGACAAGUUCUUCGUCACAAAUUCCGAGGAAAGAGACGUUAGUGAGAAGCGUUUCAGGAAGCAUUUUUCGCUCAACUCAGAGAGCAGGUUAAUCGCAACUUAUUAUUGUCAUUUGAAACGUUCAAUUCCGGUCUAUGGCAAGCUUUACCUUGGAAGUGACAAGCUAUGCUUCCGAUCAUUGAUUCCAGGUAUAUCCACCAAGAUGAUUUUACCUCUAAAGGACGUUGAGACCUGUGCGAGUGAGGGAGGCUUCAAAUAUUCAGGCCUUCGGAUUACAAUGCUGGGAAUGGAGUCAUUGAUAAUGGAGUUCGGUUCCCAAAAGAGUCGUGAUGACUGCUCCCACAUGGUAUUGAACCAGCUUGAAAUAAUACAUGGUGACGAGUCUUGGGCACCAAAAGCUCACGAAUGGGGCCACGCCGGUCAAUACAGAGAUGCGCUGCAAAAAGAGCCUCUCGAAAGGCUUACAAAGAAUCAACUGCGAGAGCAUGAUAUUGCGCUAGCGAAGGCUAGGGUAAGGAUCGCAAGACUCAGGCAUUUGGAAGACAGAAUAAGCACAGCAUCUGGAAUUGAGUUUCCGCUCAUAUUUGAAGACUCCUUAUUUUACUUCACUGAAGUCAAGCCUGCAAAGUCUUAUAACAUUACCUUGUUGACCAUUGGGUCUAGAGGAGACGUUCAGCCAUACAUCGCCUUGGGCAAGGGGCUUUUGAAGGAAGGCCAUACUGUGACAAUUGCCACUCAUUCUGAAUUCAAAGAGUGGAUUGAGAAGCAUAACUUGAAAUUCAAGGAGAUAGCAGGAAACCCAGCGGAACUCAUGUCCUUGAUGGUUACUCAUGGCUCGAUGUCUGUUGGAUUCAUCAAAGAAGCCAGCUCUAAGUUCCGUAAUUGGAUCACUGAAUUGCUUGACACUAGUUGGGAAGCAUGCCAAGGGGCAGAUCUUCUUAUUGAGAGUCCCUCAGCUAUGGGUGGUCUUCAUAUUGCAGAAGCUUUGGGCAUUGCCUACAUGAGAGCUUUCACAAUGCCUUGGACUCGUACAAAGGCAUACCCACACGCAUUCAUUGUCCCAGAUUCCAAACGAGGAGGCUCGUAUAAUCUUUUGACCCAUGUCAUGUUUGAAAAUGUGUUUUGGAAAGGUAUCUCGAGUCAAGUUAACAAGUGGAGAGUCGAGAAGUUGGGCCUCGCAAAAACAAGUUUGGCCAAAAUGCAGCAGUACAAGGUUCCCUUCCUUUACAACAUUUCUCCAUCGAUGUUCCCACCAUCAGUGGAUUUCCCCGAGUGGGUGAAAGUCACGGGAUACUGGUUUUUGGAUGAAGGAGAUUCCUCCUACAAACCUCCUCAAGAAUUAGUUGACUUCAUCGACGGUGCUGAGAAAAACAAGCAAAAAAUUGUUUACAUUGGAUUUGGCUCAAUUGUUGUCAAUGACGCUAAAAGUUUGACUAAGGCAGUCAUUGAGGCCGUUGAAAAUCUGGGAGUGAGGUGCAUCUUGAACAAGGGUUGGUCCGAUCGGUUGAGUAAAGAUAAAGGGGAGAUUGAAGUGGAACUUCCUCCUCUGAUUUACGAUUGUGGGCCUAUUCCUCAUGACUGGCUCUUCCCAAAGGUUGAUGCUGCAGUGCAUCACGGUGGAUCGGGUACAACGGGAGCGACAUUGAGAAGUGGCACGCCUACUAUCAUCAAGCCCUUCUUUGGUGAUCAAUUCUUCUACGCUUCACGAGUGGAGGAUUUGGGAGUCGGCCUCUCACUUAAAACAUUGAAUGCCAAGUCGCUCACGAAGGCGCUUAAGCUGAUUACUAGGGAAUCAAAGUACUUGGAGAAGGCGAAAGCUGUUUCUCACUCCAUGGAGCAUGAAACAGGAGUUCUCACUGCAAUUGAUGCAAUUUAUUCCGAACUUGCCUAUUCGAAGUCCUUGAUGCUUACCAUCAGAUACAACACCGAAGCCCGCAGAGACGAUAGAUCUGGUGCACAGACACCUAAUAUCGCAGAGGAAGACUACUUCAUGCAUGAUGAAGGCGGCUCAUCAGAUGACGAUGAUGAUAGUAAUCUAAGCGACGAGAGUGACGAGGUGGACGAGUACAGCGAUGAGGAGUCUGAAACUGUGAAAAGUGCGCUAGAUGACGCAGCAUCUGCUGUUGGCAGCAAGGCGGAGAAAAUUAAAGACACCUCGACCAGCCAUGUCACGGAGGAACACCGGAAGACAAAUUCAUAUGCUGCCAUGGUUCCAGGACAAACAAUUGUUGAAAUUCCAGAAUAUGAGCUAGAGUGUGGAGAAACUCUCUUCAAUUUCCCGGUUGCUUACAAAACCUGGGGUAGACUCAACAAGGAUAAGGACAAUGUCUUGCUAAUCAACCAUGCACUCACCGGAUCGUCGGAUGUCCAGGAUUGGUGGGGGCCCCUUUUAGGCACUGGUCUUACGUUUGAUCCCUCUAGAUUUUUCAUUAUUUGCAUCAACUUCUUAGGGUCACCAUACGGCUCUUGUUCACCAGUAACUAUUGAGAAAGCCACAGGAAAGCCAUAUGGACCGCUUUUCCCCUUGGUUACUGUGAAAGACGAUCUCGGCAUUCAAAAGCUUAUUUUAGACUCCUUGGGAGUGGAAAAGAUUGCAUGCGUCAUUGGUGGGUCAAUGGGUGGCAUGGCUGCGCUUGAAUAUUCCUCAACGUAUAACGGUACCGGCUACGUGAAAACUGUGAUUGCACUUGCCACUGCAGCUAGAGCUAGUGCCUGGUGUAUUUCAUGGAAUGAGACUCAAAGGCAGUGUAUUUUCAGUGAUCCUUUCUACGACGAUGGUUACUACUUCGAAAACCCAAAAGGGUCGAAACCAGAUGGUGGACUUAGUGCCGCAAGAAUGGCUGCGCUACUCACCUAUAGGUCCAGAAACUCGUUCGAAACAAGAUUUGGCCGCAAGUUGCCUUCACAACAGGUUCGGGAGCCGCCCAAAGUCGACAUUAGAUUACCAAAGAAUAAGGACGAGGAGAAUUGGCUCAUUCAUAAUGAAGGAUCUCGUAGAUCGAGAUCUUCCUCUAGCACCUCGUUAGCCUCUGACAAACCUCAAACAUAUUUCACGGCACAGUCUUAUUUGAGAUAUCAAGGAGACAAGUUUGUCAAGCGUUUCGAUGCCAAUUGCUACAUAUCAAUCAGCAGGAAGCUCGACACACAUGAUAUCACAAGAGGAAAAAUCGAAGCAGAUGAUGGAGAAAAUGAUCCGUUGCCUAAGUACUUGGAAACUUUACUGGCACCACAUCUAAUCAUUGGCAUUCAAUCAGAUGGUCUCUUUACCUACGGCGAACAACAGCUCUUGGGUGCACACAUCCCUCAAAAUAUUUUGAAAAGGUUGGACUCACCAGAAGGCCACGACGCUUUCCUCCUCGACUUUGAAAUCAUUGAUAAAUACUGCCGCGAGUUUUUAAACAAUCAGCUCCCAGAAUACUUCGAUGAUGCCUCCGGAAAGGUGGAGGUUUUUGAAAACUGGGCUGAUCAUGUGGUAUCUGUUGACAAUGAAGGAGAAUCCGUUUUUGGAGAAGCAGAAAAGAAUAUCACCAAUUGGUAA
Messenger RNA from Candidozyma duobushaemuli, 6336 nucleotides. RefSeq names its product Ugt51c1p (gene UGT51C1). The record is from RefSeq and is a predicted model, not a curated record. The transcript has 2 exons. The coding region runs from base 1 to 6336 and encodes 2111 amino acids. Gene Ontology annotation, molecular function: acyltransferase activity, transferring groups other than amino-acyl groups; hexosyltransferase activity; UDP-glycosyltransferase activity. Gene Ontology annotation, biological process: biosynthetic process; carbohydrate metabolic process. Lineage: Eukaryota; Fungi; Ascomycota; Pichiomycetes; Serinales; Metschnikowiaceae.